This is a messenger RNA of Serpula lacrymans var. lacrymans S7.9, 579 nucleotides long. RefSeq lists its product as uncharacterized. The coding region runs from base 1 to 579 and encodes 192 amino acids. The record is from RefSeq and is a predicted model, not a curated record. Lineage: Eukaryota; Fungi; Basidiomycota; Agaricomycetes; Boletales; Serpulaceae. The transcript has 3 exons.
AUGUAUCCUCAGGCUUUCGAGAGUGAAGAUGCACACACCCAAUGCCCGGGGCACGCCGACAUUGCUGAAUCUUUCGACACUGCAGCUAUUGCUGGCACAGCGAACUUUUUUCAUUUUUUGCGACACCAGCCUUCGGAAAUGGUGUCCCGUCAGUUUGCCUGGUUCCAAAUGAUGGGCAUCAUCGCAGGGUUAACAGCACCCCUCUUCACACAGAGCCAAUGUUGCUCCAAGUCUUCACAGAAGCAAAAGACCACUGCUGAUGGCUCAAGUGAUUAUGAGAAGGCUGUUGCCUUGAACGAACUGACCCGUACCGACAACGAACUUCUGCAGACUCGAAUCGAAGCCCUGCACAAGGAGCUAAACUAUGUCCGUACUCAGAUAAGCACUCACAGGGGGCAGGCUCGCGUAUGGGAAGUUCGUUGGGCUGAAGAGGCUCGUCAAUGUGAUCUUAUGCGGCAUUACAUUUCGGAGGAAGACCUAAACAAAUGCUUGCCAUCUUCUCAGGUGGAUCUCACUCGCUAUAAACCAGCCAAACUUCGUCAUAGAGAUCAUUGGUCCACCUCCUCAUGCGAUUCUUAA